AAUUGAGAGAUUUUUCAGGUUAAGUUAUAGACACGCUUAUACAGAUAUGAGACGAAUAAGAACAAUUUGUAGGUUAGCCUAAUUCAAAUUCGCCGCAACCGUGCCCCACCUUCGAAUCUUUAUUUACUAUUUAUUUUUUUAUGAAAACUAAAUUUCUUGGUAAAGAAAUAAGCAUCGAUUAUCAUGGCUGCUAUUCCUCUCAGUUUGGCCGAAAAAACUUUCAUUCUUCACGGGGUUGACGCAGAUUUUCGGACCGAUGGAAGAAACAGAUGUGAAUACCGUUGGAUUGAAAUUGAGACAAAGAUGAUGCCUCAUACAAAUGGUUCAGCCCGAUUAAAAGUAGGGAAUACAGACGUCCUUGUUGGCGUUAAGGUUGAAAUUGAUUCGCCAUACCCUGAAAGACCGUUUGAAGGAAAAAUUGAAUUUUUUGUGGACUGUUCUGCCAAUGCUGCACCAGAAUUCGAAGGAAAAGGAGGUGAUGAUUUGGGCACUGAAAUCAGCAGUAUUUUGGCUACUGCUUAUCAGUCUUCCAAUGCCAUAAAUCUUAAAAAAUUGUCCAUUCUACCUCACCAAAAAUGUUGGAAAGUAUACGUUGAUAUACUGAUUCUUCAGUGCGGUGGUAAUCUCUUUGAUGCUGUUGGAGCAGCUGUAAAAGCUGCGUUAUUCAGUACCGAAAUACCAAAAGUUAUAGGAGCAACCCUGGAUGGUGGACAACCGGACAUACAAUUGUCAGAUGAUCCAUUUGAUUGCACUAGAUUAGACACAGAAAACUAUCCGGUACUUGUCUCUCUGUGUAAAAUCGGUGAAAAGUGCGUUGUAGAUCCGACCUCGGAAGAAGAAAUGUGUGCGUCAGCCACAAUUGUGAUGUCAGUUACUCCAAAAGGACGAAUAACCUCGACAGUUAAAACUGGAUACGGUAGUUUACAGGCCUCAACUUUACUAAAAGCACUUGAGAUGGGGACGAACGUAGGCAUAAAAUUAAAUCAAGCGAUAGCAGACGCUUUGAGAAGAGAAGAGGAGCUGGGACCAAAGAGACCAAUUUGUGGUUUUCUUCAAUAAUUCAGUUUUCAUAUACAUUUUUAAUAAAAAUAAAAAGAACUGAGCACUCUCGCAA
Venturia canescens is the source of this 1114-nucleotide messenger RNA. It is a transcript of the gene Rrp42, whose product is annotated as exosome complex component Rrp42. The record is from RefSeq and is a predicted model, not a curated record. Gene Ontology annotation, molecular function: mRNA 3'-UTR AU-rich region binding. Gene Ontology annotation, biological process: nuclear polyadenylation-dependent mRNA catabolic process; nuclear polyadenylation-dependent rRNA catabolic process; nuclear mRNA surveillance. NCBI's taxonomy places the organism in Eukaryota, Metazoa, Arthropoda, Insecta, Hymenoptera, Ichneumonidae. Gene Ontology annotation, cellular component: cytoplasmic exosome (RNase complex); nuclear exosome (RNase complex). The transcript is spliced from 6 exons. The coding region runs from base 184 to 1059 and encodes 291 amino acids.